CUGUUCUUCUUCGAAAGAAUAUCAAAAGGUUGAGUUGUUGUAAAUAUAUUUAAAAAUAAACACGAAUUGUCUAAUCAUUCUUGUCUCUUUUAUUUUGAGUAUUCACAUUAUUUUGAGUUUUUCAGAGAACAUGGAAGACGAUGACUCUCUGCUGGAAAAACCCGAAGAAAUUGAUCCAGAAGAAGAGUUGAACAUUGAAAUGAAAAGUAUUGAUUGUGGUGAGUGAAAUAAAUAAUUUUUCUGUGAAAAAAUUAAUCGUGUGAUUUGUUUAGAGAAUGAAGAAGAUCUCGAUUAUACUGAAGAUCCACAAGAACUUGACGAAGAAGAAGAAGAGGAAAAUGGAGAGGAAAUUGAAAAGAAAGAAAUAAGUGAAGACCAAAAUGAAGAGGAUGGUGAAGAAAAAGAAGAAGGUGAACUAGAAGAUGGUGAAAUCGAAGAUAGUGACGAAGGUAUAUUAUUGAAUUAAAAACACGUGAGAAAUAAAAAACUAGGUCAAGUGAUGUGGAUUUAAAAACAGUAUAGGUAGCCAUGUCGUCAGUCGCGAUGCGGUUCUGCGUUGCGUGUUGACCUCGAUAUUUUCCAUUGAAUUUUCCAAAUUUUCAUUUCUAAAAACGUGUCGCCCACACGCAUCGCAACUGACGACAUGGCUACCUAUACUGUUUUUAAAUCCACGUCACUUGACCUAGUUUUUUAUUUCUCACGUAUUUUUAAUUCAAUAAUACAUCGAAUAAUAUUUUAUUCGGACUAAUAUAUACGUUUUAGGUGAAAAAAGCGAUGGAGAAAUUGUUGAUGAAGAUUCUGAAAUGAACAAAAAAUUAGAAGAAUUUAGAAGGAAGCCAAUCGAGGUUUGUUCGAAUGAAGUGAGUGUUGUGAUUGAUUUUGCAUGGUUUUGGCUUUCAUAAUUAUCUUGAAAUUCAUUUGAAACUAUUAUUCAGGAACGUAUAAGUCGACCUGUGAUUCGUGGGAUUCCGCCACCAACAAAUGGAACAAUUCGGCAAAGAAUUACCGCGCCUGGUUCUUGUAAGUCACCUUUUUAUUUUAUAAAAUAAUCAAUUUACAUUAAAUAGUUGUUUUCAGCAAAUGUGGAUAGUUCUUGGGAAGCAGCAUUGGCUCGUGGAUCACAUAGGCUCAUUGAAAAAGCAUCUGCGAUACGAAAAGAGGAUCCGGAUUAUGAGAAAAAGAAAAUGUUGGCAGCACCAGUUGGAGAAAGAGAAUAUGGUAGAAGACGAGCUGAUUCUUCUGAUGAUAACAGAGAUUCCGGCUCGCGACCAUUGUUUUUGAAAAGACGAACACGAAGUCCAAUCAAUAGGUCGCCAAUUAGUUUUUCACCGGGAAAAGAUGCUAGUCCUAUAAGUAGUGAUACUGAUGAAGAAGCAAUGAAACGGCCAACAAAAUAUGCGAAGAAAAGAUCUUCCAGCAGUUCGAGUAGCUCUAGUAGCUCAAGUUCUAGCUCAAAAUCAACCUUCGCUUCGGAAAAACGUGGAUUGAGAAGGGUUUCGACAAGUGAUGAAGAUGAAGAGGAGGAAAAGAGAAAAAGAAUGAAUAGAAAAAGUCGGGAAAAAGAAGUUAUCAAAGAUAGAAGAAGAAAUAAUAAUAGUGAAAAUAAUAUUAAAAGAAGAGUCUCUGGAUCUUCUCCAGAUCGAAAAGGACGUCGACGAAAUCGUUCAUCAUCUUCUGAAGGAAGAACACCUUCUCCAAGUCGUUUUUCAUCGUUUUCUUCACGCGAAAAUAAUAAAAAUACGAAAAAAGUUCGACAUAUGAAAAGAAAAACUGGAAAUAGUCCGCCAACAAGAAGAAGUCGAUCUCGAACAAGAUCUCGAACCCGUUCUCCGCCUCCAUAUCCACCUGGAAUGAGACCAUCAAGAAAAAGAAGUAUCUCUCCAAAUGCUGAUAUUUCUUCAUAUCGAAUUCCAAAAAGAAACAGAUCUGGUGAAAAAAGAAAAUCAUUCAAUAAAGGAGAUACUGUUCCAAUGUUUUUGAAAAAUAAGAAGAAAGCUGUACCGAAAAAGAAAGAUCUCGAGCAAAUAUCAGAUAGUGAUAAUGAAGAAGACAAUAAGAAAUCGAGGAAGAGAAAACGAUCUUCCUCAAGUUCUUCAUCUUCGAGUUCAAGUUCAUCAUCUUCUUCAAGUUCUGGUGAUGAAAGUGAUAAAACUCCAGCAAAAUAUCGCGAUUCUCCACUUGCAACAAAUCUAAGGGAAAUAUCGCUUUCACCACCUCCGCCCCCUAAAAAACGUGCAACAAUUGAAGAAGUUCCAUUGCCACCAGAAGAUGUUUCUGAAGAACCAGUUCCACCACCUCCAGCACCACCAACAUAUGAAAAUGAUACGGAAGAAAAAUCGGAAAAAGAAAAACGAAAGCAAAAAAGUAGGUUCUAAAAAUCGAAUAAUUAUUGACAAUGUAUAAACAUGGCAUUUUUUUCAGAACGUAGUGAGUUACUCGCCCGCCUUAAUCAAAUCGAAACCAAAUUGCAAACCUCCGUGCCUCCAAAAGAAGUCUAGUUUUAAAAUUGUCUAACUAACGCAGUAUUUAUGUCUUUUUUAAUGUAUAUUUUUAGUGAAUGUCCUUUCUGUUCUAUUUAUUUAUUUAUUUCAUUACGGUUGUUUCUUUUUCAUAUAUUUUUUCAAAAAAAUAAUUCUCGUGUUUUUGGGGUGAUAAAUGAUAAUAAAAAAAUAUAAAUUGCUAAUUAUCUUCAGUUUGGAAUAUUUGUAAUUUUUACCUGAAAAAUAUCUGACUUUUUGGAUUUACAAAAAAUCGAAAAUUUAGAUUUUCCGAUGGGCAAAAAAGAAUAUCGAGGAGAAAAUGUGCAAAUUGGAGAAGGCGGUUUUGAUAGCAAUUCUGGACAUGAUCGACUUGGUGUAAUUCAUUUGGAGAAAAAUACAAAAUCGAAACGAAAUCCAAGAAAAACACCGAAAACAAAUGCAGUUCGUGGAAAAUUGACAGAAAAAGAAAAAUCGGAAUUCAAGUGAGGGUUUAUUUUUUUCCAUAUUUUUGAAUCGAUUAUUCUAUGAAUUGAACAUUUUCAGAUUCAAAGAUGUGAUUGAAAUGAAUACAGCAUGGCAGACAUAUUUUCAACAAAAAUUGGGGCCGAAUUAUACGAGUAAAAAAAUUGACAAAUCGAUUUUGAAAGCGGAUUAUCAUGGAGCAAUGUUGACUGUUUGGAUGGCUGAAAAUCCUACUCAGGUAAAUUUUAAGAAUAUGCGCGAUAAUUUUUUCAAAGUUAACUUUUUGGAAAACUUUCAAAAAAAUGUUUUGAGGUGACAUUUGAUUUAAACUUUUGAUUUUCAUGUUUAAAUUCAAUUCAUGUUUCAAUUUCUUAAAUAUGAAUUCAAUCGUUGUAAUUGAAAAAAACAGAAAAAUUUCAAUUUUGAAAAAUCGAAUGAUCCAAAUAUCAAUUUAAACGAAUUUUUCCGAAAUUUUUACGGUAAUCCCAAAUUUUCCCUUUUUCCAAAAUAAGUACUUUUCAGCUUUAAAAUUAAAACUACUUUUUAAAUUUUUUUACAAAAGUUUUUUAACGUUGGCUUUUUUAAAUAGAGUAACAACUUCUACUUCUAAAUUAGUUACUGUGAAAAACAAGAAAUUUCAGAUUGGUAUAAGUGGAAUUGUUAUUCUCGAAACCCGUCACACUUUCCAACUUGUAACAACAGAAGAUCGAUUUGUAGUUAUUCCAAAAAAAGGUACUGUCUUCCGAUUUCUCCUUUCCGAUCGAAUUUUCACACUUUUUGCUGAUGGAAUGCGAACUCGUCCAGCUUGGAGAGGUAAAAAACCACGUGUAAAACGUGUUAUUCCAAUGUUUAUUCGUGGUAUUCUUGGGCCUGUUCCAACUCAGGACUGA
This is a messenger RNA of Caenorhabditis angaria, 3832 nucleotides long. The record is from the annotation of a GenBank genome assembly. NCBI's taxonomy places the organism in Eukaryota, Metazoa, Nematoda, Chromadorea, Rhabditida, Rhabditidae.